This is a messenger RNA of Equus caballus (horse), 991 nucleotides long. RefSeq names its product cellular retinoic acid binding protein 2 (gene CRABP2). The record is from RefSeq and is a predicted model, not a curated record. Gene Ontology annotation, molecular function: retinoic acid binding; fatty acid binding. Gene Ontology annotation, biological process: fatty acid transport. Lineage: Eukaryota; Metazoa; Chordata; Mammalia; Perissodactyla; Equidae. Gene Ontology annotation, cellular component: nucleus; cytosol.
GCCCAGGCCAGCUUUGGGGUUGUCCUGGGACGUGUCCUGGUUCCUGAGUCUCACGAUCCAGCGAAGGCGGCGACGACAUCUCUUUCGACUAAAAGACUCAGCGUCCAGUGCUCCAGUCGAAGGGUCUAAAGGGACCAACACCGGCACUGCCACCAUGCCCAACUUCUCUGGCAACUGGAAGAUCAUCCGAUCGGAAAACUUUGAGGAUUUGCUCAAAGUGCUGGGGGUGAAUGUGAUGCUGAGGAAGAUUGCCGUGGCUGCAGCGUCCAAGCCAGCUGUGGAGAUCAAACAAGAGGGAGACACUUUCUACAUCAAAACCUCCACCACCGUGCGUACCACGGAGAUUAACUUCAAGAUCGGAGAAGAGUUCGAGGAGCAGACUGUGGACGGGAGACCCUGCAAGAGCCUGGUGAAAUGGGAAAGUGAGAACAAAAUGGUCUGCGAGCAGAGGCUUUUGAAGGGAGAGGGUCCCAAAACCUCCUGGACCAGAGAGCUAACCAAUGAUGGGGAGCUGAUCCUGACUAUGACAGCGGACGACAUUGUGUGCACCAGGGUCUACGUACGAGAGUGAGUGGCUGUGGGUCCGAGAGCUGCCGGCCCACCGCCAGUCCAUGCUCCCUGCUUCGCCACCCUGUGGGCCGCCCCUGCUCCCCAUCCCUUGCUUCUAGACUAGCUCUCCCCUUGCCCUGGUCACUUCUGGGGAUCCUGGGAUGCCUCCUGCAGGGCCUCUGCCUUUUCGGCCCCUCCUCCCCUUCUCUACACCAACAAAGAGGAUUGCAGGAGCCCAGAUCACCCAUUCCUGAAUCACUCCCCCCACCCAAAUCAGCAGUCCCAGCCCCAAACCAGCCCAGAACACAGUCUAUUUCUGUGCGGGCAGCUGAGGGCCCAAGUGGGAAAGACUGGCCCUCUGGCUUCCACUCUUUGUCCCUGUAGCCUAUACCCUGUAGAAUAUUUAUUGGUUAACUUUAUUAAAAUGUUUUUAAAAACAAAA